AUGACACCUGACACAUCGCCGGCUCACCGUUCGUCGAACUUUGUGUUGCAGGACAUGUCCGACGUGUGCGUUGGGACCAGCGUGGGGACCAUUACGGAGCCGGAGUGUUUGGGACCCUGCGAGCCCGGCACUUCCGUCACCCUCGAGGGCAUCGUUUGGCACGAGACCGAAGGAGGUGUACUAGUGGUGAACGUUACGUGGCGGGGUAAAACGUACGUCGGGACCCUGUUGGACUGCACGCGUCACGAUUGGGCGCCGCCACGUUUCUGCGACUCGCCGACCAGCGACCUGGAUGCCCGCACGCCUAAGGGUCGCGGUAAACGCGGCCGUGCCGCGGCCAACUCCACGCCCGGCAACGACCUGAGCAACUUCACGGAGACGAGGAGUUCCGUGCACAGCAAGCUGCGCAACGGCGGCAAGGGUCGUCGGGGCGCGCAGGGUUCACCAGCGGCCAGCCCGAGUCCGGCGGCAUUUGUACCGCCGCGGCCGGAUCCGGCGGCGAAGCGGAAGUCUCGCGGGCCCGAGGAGGAGCAGGACAAGAACAAGCGACGGGCACCGCCGCCGACGCCGCCCAGCGGCUCGCCACCCGCUAGUCCAGUGUUGCUCGAGUGUCCCGAGCCGAACUGCAGUAAAAAGUACAAACACAUCAACGGGCUCAAGUAUCACCAGAGUCACGCACACGGUUCCGCCGACGACGACGAUACGAAGGAGGGCAUUACAAGUAUGUCGGAGAACGACGAGAGCAAUAUCGAGGCACCGAGCCCUGCUACACCAGUAAAGUCGCCUGCGGACAAGCCCGAGGGAACGCCGGUGAGAGCGGUGAGUCCGCCGGCGGCGGGACUGCCACCGGAAACGCCGCCGCCGCCCCCGCGGGUCCCAUCGCCCAGCAUAGAACCACCCACGCCUGUGCUCGCGGACAAAAGUAUUGUCAAGCCAGGCGUACUCAGGUUCGGCCAGGACGAUCUGCCAGCACCCACUUCUACGGCGCCAUCGAGGCAACAGCAGCAAUCUGUGCAACAGCAACAACAGCAGCAGCAGCAACAGCAGCAGCAACAACAACAAAAUCAAUCGUCGUUAGGCUCAUCGAACCCGCCCCAGAGUCCCAGUCCGCAUCCCAGUCAGUCCCCCAGGCCCGUGCCUUCGCCGCAUCCAAGCACGAACAUCCCCCAACCCCUCAAUAUACCGCAGCCACCACAGCCGUCUCAGAUGCAACAGUCGCAUCAAUCGCAGAAUUCUCUUCUGCAACAAGCGCAGCAGUCGUUGCAACAAGUCGGCCAACCGCCGCAACAACAGCUACAGCCUGGCGUUGGCAGCCAGCAACAGCAGCAGCAACUGCAGUCAUCGGUUCAACAACAACUGCCGCCGGCGCAUCAGUUGCAAACGGUGCAGCAUCCCCUGUCGGCUCAACUGGGCCAGCCCGCGCAGGCUCACGUGGUGCAGCCGUCUGGAUUGCAGCAACAGCAACAGGCCAGUCUACAAAGCAUAGCCAGUCAGCACGCAGGUUUACAGAAUCUUGCGAGCCAGGUGUCGCAACAAGCAGCGGGUUUACAGGCGGCACCGCCACCGUCAAGUCAUCCGGGUCAGGGUGUACAAUCGCACUUGCAACAGUACCCGACUGCGGUAUCGUUACAUGCCGCCGCGGCAAAGAUGCCACAGUUCAAAGUAAAACCUACGGCUGCGCUAAUGCCGGAACAGGACAAGAGCAAGACAAGCGCGGACGCGCGCGUUUCCAAGCCGCAGGGCUACAAGAAGAAGUCGCGAAAAUCGCCUGGCGGCAGCCCGCACCCAUCGCCCCUCGAGGCGCCGAUCGUCGAUUCGGCGCGUGAUGACGUACAAAGCCCGGCCUACUCGGACAUAUCGGACGACGCGGCGCCGGUGCUCGAGGCCGAACCGGUGGACAAGUCCAAGCAGAGUCAGGAAAAGGACAACAAGGCCACGGCGCCAGCGCAUCUGCCCGCGCACUUUAGUAUGUACCCGUACUAUGGUCAGUCACCUUAUCUGGUGUCCAACGUUUCGGACAGCAAGCCGGUGGUAGACCAGAAGCCGAGCGAUCUUACGCCCAAGCAGGAGAUGAAACCGCUUAACAUACCGCAGAUGCCUUCGAUGGCGAGCUUACAGAGCGUCGUGUCGGAAAAAGAGAAGAAGGAGCUAAGUCAACCGUUACCGCAGCCGCAGCAGCAGCCGCAUUACUAUGGCGGUUACGGUGGUUAUAUGCCGUCAGGCUAUGCCUACCAGCCACCGCAGCCAGUCUCGCAACAGCAACAGCAACAACAGAGUCAGCAGUCGCAGGACCAGGAGCCGCAUGAGCAAAAGGCCAAGAUUAAGCAAGAGCCACAGCCACAGCCGAGUCUGAAAGACAAGCAGCACGAGAACCAUCAGAUACUGAAGGAGAGCAUCGAGAUGAAGAGUCAGAUGAGUCCGUACCACGUUUACCACAGCUCGCAGAGUCAACGAGCGGCACCGCCGCCACCUCCUCCGGGACCUGUUCAAGACGACAGAAGGUAUUACCUGUAUCCGAGUGAACAAAGGAGAAAAGAGGAAGCAAAUAAACAGAGCCAACAAGCAAAGGCACCACCGCCCAGUCCGAAACAUCAGCCGAAGCAGGAAAAACCACAGGAUCUCGGAAAGAGCGAAGACUCAAAGAGCAAGCAGGAGGGCGUAAAGCCGACGAUGGAGACUCAGGGACCGCCGCCGCCUACCUCGCAGUACGCUUACAUUCAUCCCAGUUACAUGCAGCCACAACACUACGGUGCGCUGCCAUUCGAUCCGGGUCACCCGGUCUACCGCGGCCUCAGCCCCAUGCUGGUACCCGGUCCGUAUUCGAGUAACCCCUAUCUCCACCAGCUACCUAGGUAUCACGCGCCGGAGGACCUCAGUCGGCCACCCGGCGGCAAAGCGCUGGACUUGCUCCAACAUCACGCCAAUCAGUAUUACUCGGCGCACAAGAUACACGAGCUCCAGGAGCGCGCGCUCAAGUCACCGACGCCCAAGACAUCCGCGGCGUCCGCCAGCCCGUCUUCGGCGGGCCCGACCCCUGCCCGGCCCCCUAGCGGCCCGCCUACGUCGGUUGCGGGCCCGGGCCCACCGCCGGGCCAGGGUCAGCAGCCGUCCGGCAAGCAGCAGGGUCAACCGGGUAGCCAGCAGCAGCAGCAAGGCGCGGUGGAUGCCAGCGGCGGCAACCUCGGCAAGGACAACAGAUCGCCGCCUCCACAGCGACACGUGCACACGCAUCAUCACACUCACGUGGGCCUAGGGUAUCCCCUGUUGACGGGGCAGUAUCCCGCUCCCUACGGAGGUAAGCCUCUCGUCAGACCCUGACAGUAAGGCGACCCGCGGGACCCAGUGAAGCGAGAGAACCAGAGAGAACGAGAGAGAAGCAUGAGCGUAAUGUCGUGAGAACGAACGCAUACGUGCAUUAGGACCGUUUUCGUUGCGUGUCGUGGGCGUGCCGCGUUCUCUGGUGAACUCUAAGGACGGAUGACGACGAUGCGAGUCGAAAGCGUGAUGAGAGGUGUCGAGCGUUCGAGCGUUUGCGAUAGACCGCGGUUUGCGAACGACGAAGCUGAACUUUCAGGAUCAUGCGCUUAGACUCGAAGGUGCGGUGCGUUUGCGAUAAUGCGGUAGAUCGCUGAGACAUGAACUCGGUAAUUCGUAGGCUUUUUAUUAAAUCUUGAAUUCUUCGAAAUGACACCGUGAACGAAAUUAACAGCCGGCCUCUAAAAACAUUUUAAGUGUACGACGCGAUACGAAUUGUAAGUGCGUUUUAAAUAUAUGCGUUUGCACGCUGACAUGUUUUCGGCGCGAGGUCGAAUUGGACAGUACAAAAACGACUUCGACGACGAGUAAGAAACGGCGAACAGCCAAUUUUAGUUUCGAGAUGAAUCCGGACGAAUGUCCGACAAAAACGGGUAAAACUCGGCCAGGUAUUAUUUAGAGCCUGAGUGUCUAAACCGUACACCAUAUUGGUGCAUAAAAAAUUGAGAAGAAAGAAAAAGGAAAGAAAAUUACUUGUGGAUCUUGAUGUGCAACAAGGAACUCGCGUGGCAGGAGCCCUCUCCGUUCGAGAGUCGAUCCACGCGCAGAGUCUCCGCCGAGGUACUAUUUUAUUACCAGACCAAUAAGAGACGCGCUUCUUCUUUUGUACAAAGGCAAAAAUAUUAAAAUGUGUGAAUAUCGAUUGAACCUCUUCUAUAUGGGUCCCGCGUUGAAGACCCGAACGACAAUUGUAAUUAAUUUAUCUUCGAUUGUACAUUCUGCGGGCGCGGUUCGCUCGCGCUAUAGCGUUGCAUUUUUUUUAUCAUAUAUAUAUAUAUCGGUCGCGGAAUUCGUGCACGUUCUCUCUUCAGUACGGAUUUAAAAUACCAAUUUACCGUGAAAAUUCAUUCUUCAGCUUUAGUAUUAAACACUUUAAAUUGAGAACUUAUGAUGUAAAGCUUGAUUUAAACGUAAGAGAAGAUUUUCUGUUUGAAUGGCACAUUUGCCAUUUCAUUCAUUAAAAUUUUUCAGUCUUUUAAAUUGACUUGCAAUCCAGAAAAAUACUUUCGAGAUAUUCUGUUCAGCGUCGCCAGUGUCCGUAGUUGAGAGAAAGCGUACGACAUCCGAAACAUUCUGUAUAUCUAUACAUAUACGUAUGUAACGAGUCUCGUAGCGACGAAUUGAAUAUUUUGGAAAUAUUGAAGUAUAACUGCGGCCGUGUGUAGAUUAGCCAUGUAAGCUGUGUACCGCAAGUAGGGCGCAAGUAAGGAUUAGACGUAUAGUUCAGACUGUGAUAAUUAUUUAUCGUGCUUCUUUCCGGAACGGAAGAAAAGUUAACAGGAUUUUAUGGGCGAGAUCACCCGGCUGCGGGUGAUAGGCACUCGCAUAUAAUAGUAACGAUGACGCUAACGACCUCAUCGAGCUUGAUAUGGAUAUCGAUGCCAGCGCUAAUGUUGAUAUUGAUGGUAUGCGCGAGGAAUACAGUCUCUAUUGGAACGUAUAAAUUAAAAGGUCUAGAUGCCAAAAAGAAUGUUAUAGCUUAAAGAAAGUGUUAUUUU
Temnothorax curvispinosus is the source of this 5033-nucleotide messenger RNA. Its product is annotated as zinc finger protein 608-like. The record is from RefSeq and is a predicted model, not a curated record. NCBI's taxonomy places the organism in Eukaryota, Metazoa, Arthropoda, Insecta, Hymenoptera, Formicidae. The transcript has 2 exons. Bases 1 to 3318 code for a protein of 1105 amino acids. Gene Ontology annotation, biological process: regulation of transcription by RNA polymerase II. Gene Ontology annotation, cellular component: nucleus.